AAUGUCUAACUUUGUGGGCUCGUCACACAGAUGCAAAAUGGCGAACAGGAAAAAGCAGGAGGAUAAACAUCUCAAGAUACUACGGGAACUUGUAGGACAGCCUCCAAAUAAAAAAUGUUUCGAUUGUGGUCAACGAGGGCCUACCUAUGUUAAUAUGACUAUAGGAGCUUUUGUUUGCACUUCAUGUAGCGGGUUGCUGAGAGGGCUUAAUCCACCGCAUAGAAUAAAAUCAAUAUCGAUGGCUACUUUUUCUGCCACUGAAAUAGAAUUUCUUCAAAUGCAUGGCAAUGAGGUCUGUAGAAGUAAAUGGCUAGCACUUUGUGAUUCAACUCAUCAUGCAGAACCAGAAUCUAAAGAUGAACAAAAAGUGAAGGAUUAUCUUGUCAAAAAAUAUGAAAGAAAAGUUUGGUACAGUAGCCAACCAAAACAAAAAGCUGCACCACAGAGCCUUCCAGAAGUGAAACCAUUAAAGAACCUGGUUGGAGAGAAAGUUGAUGAUAUUCCUGUUAGCACAUCUAUUGGAACUCCAACUCAUCAGAGUCAUCAACCACCUAUUGCAAUACCUCGUGAUCCACCAAAGAAAAGUGUUCCAACUUCAGGAUUUGAUCUUCUUGGAGAUCUCGGUAGUGACCCAUUUGGAACAAGUACAGGUUCUCAAAAUUCUACUCAAGGCUUCGCAGCUUUCGACCAAGCGCCUUCACAGGAGCCCUUUGGAUCACAGUCAUCUUCGUUCGCCAAUUUUUCGCAGCCUCCUGGAGCCACCCCAGCGACAGACCCAUUCGGACCGCCAGCAGCUGCCUCCUCCUCUUUGUCUUUUGAUGCAUUUGGUCAAAGCUCGACACAACAAUCCACAAAAGCAUCUAAUGGUUUUCCAGAUUUUUCUAAAGGUGGACAAUCUGCCUCAGAUCCCUACAAAGCAUUGUCAGAACUUGAUGACGUUUUUCGAACGAGCAACACUCAAAGCGUCUUCAGCUCAUCGACGACCGGUCAGAAUGCACUGGGAAUCACUGCUAACCAGCACCCCAAUCCCUUCAUGAGCCCGGCUACUGGAACCAGUGGUAUAGCCAUGUUUCAACAGCAGCAGCAAAUGGCCCAAAAUCCCUUCGAUACAAAAGGUGCCAAUUCGCAAAACCAGUCGGGUGGUUGGGGUACACCCCUUUCAACGCAACAGGCAAAACAAGGGGGGUUUCCUGUGUCAGAAAUGCCUGUGGGUAGCGGCAGUAUGGCGUUUUCCAGCAGUCAGGGUGGAUUUGGUGGAACAAAUACCGGCUUUAGUAACACUCAGUCAGGAUUUGGAACAGCAUCAGGUCAAUUCAUGACUAACCAACAGAGUAUGUUUGGAGCUGUGCAACAAGGAACCCCUCAGGGGCAACAGCAGAACGUGGCCGGACAGUCGCAAGGCUUUGGAGGUCAGCAAAAUACCUUCAGGGACAAAACGCAAGCAUUUGGGAGGCCCCAACAGAAUGCGUUCGGAAAUGCUCAACAGCAACCCUUUGGAGGGGGACAACAAAAUGCAUUUGGAGGCAAGCAGCAAGGUCCCUUUGGUGUACAACAGCAACAACAAACACCUUACAGCACAGGACAAUCUUUAAGCGGGCAACAAGGUGGAGCACAGUUCUUUGGCGCACAACAAGGUUUUGGUGGACAACAGGGUUUUGGUGGACAACAAGGUUUUGGUGGACAAGGUUUUAGCGGACAACAAGGUUUUAGCGGCCAGCAAGCUUUUAGCGGACAGCAAGGAGGCCCUUUUGGGUCAAACCAAGGACAGCAAGUUCAAGGGCGCCCGGCUGCGGGCGGAGGACAGCAAACAUUUGUAGGGCAACAACCAUUUGGGGGCCAGUCGCAAGGAUUCGGAGCUCAGCAGCAAGCGUUUGGAGGCCCACAACAGGCGUUUGGGGGCCAACAACAAGCGUUUGGGGGCCAACAACAAGGGUUUGGGGGCCAACAACAAGGGUUUGGGGGCCAACAACAAGCUUUUGGUAAUCAACAGCAGUUUGGUGGUGACAGUGCUGGUUUAUUUGGGGUGCAACAGCCUCAGCAAAAGCAAUUUGGAACUUGGAACCCGUCAAGUAAUGCAGGCGCAGGCUCAUUUGGAAUGCCAAGUAUGAACCAGCAAAAAUCAACCAACCCCUUCAUGUGAACUAUGGCACGUGGACACUACAAUUAACGGCCUGUGGCUGUGAAGCUUCUGUUUCAAAGAUGGUGUUUACUUCUUCGGAUGAAUGUGUAAGAAUUAUCAAUGGUCUAACUCAUUGUUUAUUUUAAGCAUAGCAACGAGCAAAACUGGUAGCAAAAGCCUAACAUGAAAACGAGCUAUUGUCUGGGUCCUGUCAAAGAUUGUCUGGCAUCAAGUUAUGUCUCAACCCUAUUCAUAUCUGACUGCGUUUCGAAUAUGCGUAUUAUUAAAGCCGGAUGAUAGAAAAAGCUUGAUAAAACAGCUAUAAAUACACUUGCAAUUGGAAAAUGUUAUUUCAAGGUAGAAACGGCUGGCAACGCUUUUAGAAAAUAUAUUGGCUUAUAGAAUCGCUCUUAAUGUUCAGAAGCAACAGAAUAGACCUUUAGAUUGGCUUCGAUAUACGAUGAUACUAUAAGUCUAGAAAAGGGUAGGGCCGUUUUAUUAUGUAAAUCAAAUGGCAGGAUGUGAUUCAAAUCUAGCUAUAGUAUUCCCAAUUGAGAAAAAUACGACUGUAUUUCAUGUAAAAAUUUACUGAAAUGUCUUAGGUCUUUGUGAAUUUUUCCAGGCUAGCUUGUUGGCUUAACUAUGAUAACACGUUAAGCAGUCAUUUCAGUAAUCAUUGGCUUGUUAUUUGUUAAAUGCUGCCACCCAGUCAGUCAAUCUAGAAUCCCCUUAUCUUCGUUCUAAUGAUUUGUUUAAAGAGUGAUUCUACUGUUAAUUUCAAUAACUAUUGACGAUAUUUGUUAAUACCCCAUCUGGCUGCAAAAUUUAAUUUGGAUUAUCAAGACCGUGUAUCUUAAUCUUGCGCCAAUGUAUCUUUUCCCCUUACUUUCUGUUAGUCUUUCAGAAUCGUUUUUGUACAUUUUCCAUUUCUUUGGCCCUCAAAGAAGCUUAAUAGUAAUUAUCUCGGUAGAAAUUAACGACCCAGGGGCGUAGUUGGAUCUAAAUUUUUCUGCGAAUUUCCAGAUUAGAAUUUCAAACCAAUCUGGUGCCUUAGGGGGUAUAGCCCCUGCCCCCGCCAUUGCGCUCCUGUAGCAGUGUUGUAUCGAGACAAUAUGUAUCUGUGAAAACCAUUUUGCAGUUUAGAAUGUGUAUCUUUUGGUAAUUUCUUGUAGAAGUGUUUAGUUGUUCUUGUAACUUAAUUGUCUCUGUGUUGUUUUAAAUCUGUACUUUCAUCAGGACUGUCUGUGUGUUUAACAAGAA
Messenger RNA from Rhopilema esculentum, 3379 nucleotides. RefSeq lists its product as uncharacterized. NCBI's taxonomy places the organism in Eukaryota, Metazoa, Cnidaria, Scyphozoa, Rhizostomeae, Rhizostomatidae. Gene Ontology annotation, molecular function: GTPase activator activity. Gene Ontology annotation, cellular component: cytoplasm; membrane. The record is from RefSeq and is a predicted model, not a curated record.